AUGCAUCGUCUUUUUGCUGAGCUGGAGCCAUCUAUAACCGACACAGAGCACAACCUGGCAGACCAAGUUCAAAUAUAUUUGAUGUCGCCGAACUCGAACGGCCAGGACUUGAGGCUGUUCCCUCAUCGUAUGAAAAUGCUACGGCUGAGGAUGCGGCGCCACAAAUUACAGAGCAACCCGCAAACUUUGAUGCUGCCGUGA
Parnassius apollo (apollo) is the source of this 201-nucleotide messenger RNA. Lineage: Eukaryota; Metazoa; Arthropoda; Insecta; Lepidoptera; Papilionidae. The record is from the annotation of a GenBank genome assembly.